AUGCUCUUAUCUUAUGGAGCGUCUGUCUGCUGUCUCCCACCCACACUGGCAGGGUGCGGGGUGCAUGCGUCUUUAAGGGUGUCAUUCCUCCCUUUGGCCGUGUGCCUACCACCCUCAGCCUUCGCAGCAGGGGAGAGGGAGCAGUGGGUACAGAAGGCCACUGACUGCGGCCUGCCAUCCUCGCCAACGUGGCAACCCUGGACCACACACCUCGUUGUGCCACAUGGCGCAACGGGUUAUGCCACUCUGCCAGCAGGUGGUGACACGCAAGGGCGUGCAGUGGUCUUGACAGCAUGGCUUGAUGCUGUAUCUUCCCUAAAGCCUCUCAGCGCACCCAUCCCGUCACCCACCGCCUACGCCCCUCGUCUCUGGAUGCCUGCUUCUGUCGCCCUGCGCCUUCCCUCUCCUCCUCCUCCUCCUCCUCCUCCUCCUCCUCCUGCUGCUGCUGCUACUGGCGUGCAAGGGAGUCAAUCAGGAGACAGAGAAGAGCCAGCGGGGGGUGAGGGGUUUUCUGGAAGGGAGAGGGGGGAGGGAGGAGCAGGGGAGGAGGAGGGAGAGGAGGUGGUGCUGGGUGUGGCGGAGGAUCGGCAGAGGGUGUUUAGUGAUGUGCUCUUUGUCUCUUGCACACGGGAUGAUGAGCACAGUACCACCCACCAGUGCUACUCUCUCUUAUCACUUCAUGUGGCGGCCAGGUUCAAACCAUCCCCCCAGCUGCCUCCCACCUCCCAGCCUCCUCUCGCUCCCUCCUCUGCUGCCUUGCUGCACAAAGUGAUAGCUGCUGCUCUCAAGGGGGCGAUUGGCAGCUGGGAGGAGGUGACUGCUGCUCCUGAAUGGCCCCGAGAGGUGGGGAAGGCAGCAGGGACGGCUGGGGACGGAGCAGGCAUUGAUUUGGACGAGGCUGAUACUGAUGGUUCCCACACCGACAGUGGCAAUGACAGCGACAGCACCACAGAGGAUGGCAAUGCUGCUGCUGCUGGCGGUGCUGCUGCUGCUGGUGGUGCUGCUGUUGCUGCUGCUGACAGCGAUGCCGGAACAGAAAACGAGUCUUCCCCAACCUUCCGCACGGCACCAAGCGCUGCAGAAGAGGUAGAGACAGAUGCAGUAGCAGCAGAAGGACAGGUAGGGGCGACGGUGGAAGUACAGGAAGUGUCCUCACAUGUUGUAGAGAGGCUGGCACCCCGUGUGGGGGAUGGUGGCGGUGAUGGUGGUGGUGGUGGUGGAAGUGCAGCAAAAGGAGGAGGAGGAGGAGGUGGUGGUGGUGGUGGUGGUGGUGGUGGUGGUGGUGGUGGUGGUGGUGGUGGUGGUGGUGGUGGUGGUGGUGGUGGUGGUGGUGGUGGUGGUGGUGGUGGUGGUGGUGGUGGUGGUGGUGGUGGUGGUGGUGGUGGUGGUGGUGGUGGUGGUGGUGGUGGUGGUGGUGGUGGUGGUGGUGGUGGUGGUGGUGGUGGUGGUGGUGGUGGUGGUGGUGGUGGGAAUGCCGGUUCGCUUCCACCUGACGUGAUUAACAAGGUGUGGGGGGCACCGCCAGGCAACACCCCUGGAAUCCUCGUACAAUACUCUCCCAAGCCAUACCGCGUAUCCGUUAGCAGCGUCAUGGCGUUCAUUAUGGAGUUCGUGGAGCACUUUAUCCGCGCGGGAAUGGAAGAUCCGCGCGAUCGGGACGAACGCGCCGCCGCUCGAAUCCGGCAAACCAAGGCCAAGUGUGAGGAGCUGAAGAGCAUGUGGGCGCACCCAGUGAAGGCGUAUGGGUACUGGGGUAGCGACAAGUUCAACCACAAGUACCUCAUGGACCUCAAACACAGCAACCUCUCCGGGCGGCAGGACCCCUAUGACAAGUCGCAAGGGGCCGCCAAAUCGCGGUCGAAGCAGCCCCGCGACGACAUUUGGUUGCGCGUGGAGUUCCCAGGGGAAGACCUAUCCGACGCGAUUCGCAUCCGAGGCGCCACGCUCGGCGCAAACCCGACGAUCCUAGACCUAAAAGAGCGACUCGCUGAGAGCAUUGCAUCGUCCGGCUCGGAAAGCAUACCCGUUCAUCGCGUCUUCGUGACGCUCCCGGCGGCGCCGGGCGCGGCGGGAAAUGCGGAGGAGGCCCGACAGCUGUCGGCGUCGGAUUCGCUGAACGAGCUUCCCGAGGGCGCGGGUGGGCCCAAGUGGCCGUUGAUCGCGAGGGUGCGAGGCCCAGCAGCAGCAGCAGCACCUGCAAAGCCUGUUCCAAAGAAGCCGCAGACUCUUUUCGAAAAGGGCUUGGUGGGAAAAGACGAGCCACCACAGAUCCGAAAUGCCAUGGACCUACGUGAGCUCUAUCCGGGAGGGGUGCUCCCCAGAUCAGGCGUCAAGGAUGAGAACUUUUUCAUCAAGCUGCUCAAAUUGGCACUGGUGUGUGCUCUGCUGGUGGGGAUAGCAGCAGCGGCCAUGUACCUGCUUGGGGAGGUGCUUCCUAAGUACUACAGUAAUGGGUACACUCGGCCGCCGUGGGCUCCGGAUAUGUCAGGAAUGCAUACAGAGUUGUGA
This is a messenger RNA of Closterium sp. NIES-65, 2508 nucleotides long. NCBI's taxonomy places the organism in Eukaryota, Viridiplantae, Streptophyta, Zygnematophyceae, Desmidiales, Closteriaceae. The record is from the annotation of a GenBank genome assembly.